UGGACAAACAGGAUCUCCACAGAAUAUUCAAUAAUGGAUGAAAACAAACACCAACAUAUCUAAUAAUUAAUAUUUAAACAUUAUCAGAUGUAGAAUUGAUCUGAAGACUUUUAAACAAAAAUGGAUAAUAAUUUUACAGCAAAUUAUACUGCUCAAAAUUUGAUUCCAGAAAUAAAUUGGUGUUACAAUAACUGUAAACUUCAACCAUGUGAAGGCGUGGUGCAGGAUGUUUGUAGAAAAGUAAUUGCUGACUAUAUUUUUCCAUCUUUGAGUGAAUGGUUUUUUAUUGUGAUAAAUUUGGUACUGUUCAUGAGUGGACUUGUAGGAAAUGCUUUAGUUUGCUUUGUAAUAUGGCGUAGUCUGCAGAUGCACACAGUGGUAAACACGUUUAUAUUUAACUUGGCCUUCUCUGACUUUUUGGUGAUCCUAUUCUGUCUUCCUGCUACCUUGUUACAAGAUGUGACAGAAACAUGGUACCUUGGAGAUACAAUGUGUAAAAUCAUACAUUUUAUACAGACUACAUCUGUUUCUGUAUCCGUAUUAACGCUUAGUGCUAUAUCUGUUGAGAGAUACUUCGCUAUAUGUCAGUUCUGGAAAGUUAAACCUGCUUCAAAGACUAUAAGUUGUAUCCUAGUUAUUAUAUGGUGUGUUAGUUGUCUAAUAUCAAUACCUCAUAUUGUAUAUAUGACUGAAAACCACACAUUUCCGGAGUCUAUGACGUCGUUAUUGACAUUUUGUAAAAUUGAAAUGGAUGAGGACCAUUAUUUGGGCUAUAAUAUGUUGAAGAUAACAAUGUUAUAUGUAUUACCGGUUCUGAUCAUGACGUUUACGUACUCUGUUAUUUCCCGACAUCUGUGGAAGAAUGAAUUACCAGGAGUGUCAGAAGAAGAUCAACGACCAGGAAAAUUCGCCACAAAAUCUGGACCUGAGUCGCAAAUGAGGUCGAGAAGAAGAGCAGCCAAAAUGUUAAUUACCAUUGUGGCAGUGUUUGUUAUCUGUUUCUUUGUUGUUCAUCUAAUACAUGUUUUGAGGUCAUUUGAACUGGUGAAUAAGAUAUCAGAUGAAAAUGUUCAUGUCAUGAUAAUGCUGUCUCAUGCAUUGGUUUAUCUCAGCAGUGCUGUCAAUCCGAUUAUCUACAAUUUUAUGAGUGCCAAGUUUAGAAAAGAAUUUAGAGUAGCACUUAGUUGUUGCAGGAAGGGACGAAGACUGGUGUUUAGACCUCCACAAUACACGACAUCUUCUGGUCGAAAUCGAGGCUCCAUACCAAGAGGAUCUAUACCUAGAUCAGAAAGAUUUACAAUGAACACAUAUACUAACAAACAUGGUUGGUUCGUUGCUUCUGGAAUUUUAAAGAAAGCAGUUAUACAACAGGAUAAAUAUGAUUAAUUUAUGAAUUUAUAUAUAAACCAGACAUGAUAUUGUUAUUUCAAUAUGAUAAACACAUACGUUAAUACAUGAAUUGUGAGAUAAGGUACUAUAUUAACUAUAUAACAACACUUAUAUUUGACCAAACAAAAAGAGCAAGUAGCGAAAUGGAAAAUAGAAGGUAGUUGAGCCUUUGAUGAGUCCGCAUCCAUUGCAUAUUCAUUAAAUGUGACACGAUAUUGGAUGAAAGAAACUGAUAUUUGUACAGUGAAAACUAAAUUGUGGUCCUGUAUUGGAAUGUGGCUGCCAUUAUCUUACGCAUGCUCAGAAUCAGUUUUGGAGAAUGACAUAAAGGAAAAUGCCUCGAUAUAUUGAUCUGAUAUUGUGAUAUUAAGUGACGAACAAAUAAAGGGUACUAUAUAAACUGAAGGAAAGCUGUAAAGGAAAUGGUCCUAGCUGUUAUUUAAAAGACUUAUUACAUGUAAAUUAAGGAGGCAGAUUUCAAAUAGACGAAUAGGAAGAAAUAACAUUACUGAUAAAAGACCGAAAGAAUUAGAUAUGAAUUAUCUGUAUUUAAAAAAAGGGUUACAUUCAAAUGAAAGAAGAGGCACAAAAUAUCCGUAUAAAUAUUCUGAAAAUUCUAAAAAAAAAAAGUCUACAUAUGGCAGUAAACUAUUUAGUUACGAUAGUAUUAAUUUUGAAAUUGUACUCAAGCUAGGAAAACGUAGUUGCUGGAAGGAAAUUUGUAAUAAAUCUACCAAAAUAUGUAUAAAACAGACUUCAUUUAUCAAACUUUGGAAUGGUGUUCGAUUAAAAUGCAAAACAUAAGCCUCCUAACAUUUUUUGUCAAUAGUACUUUCUUGAUGUACUUUUUUCUCUCAGACAUAAGUGACAUAUAAAUAUAUUUAAAAGCUUAAAAAAUUGUCUUUUUCGCUUUAUUUAUUUUAAGAGUAUGGUUUAAUACAGUGAAGUAAGAAGCAUCGCGUGGACGCAUAUACUGUUCUCAAUCUUACUUAUAAUGAUAAAUAAAUCCAUGUGAUAACUAAAAUGUCAAUCAUAAUACAAAAUUAUAGCUUCUCGCAGUUAAGUGUAAUUUCUUAUUGGUAAGAUAAAGCAUAUGUCUUAGUUUUGCAAUAUUUGUGCCUAAUCAAUUUAGAAUGUUUACAAUGUAGAGGCAAAUAACAUGAAGUUUGUAAAUUUUGCUGGAAAAUAACUAAGUUCUAAAGUCCGGAAAAAUGUGAAAUAUUUCUUGAAACAAUUCAAUAAUAGCAGGUGCAUAACUUCAACAUGUGUUCAAUCUUUCUGUGUAGACAUAUAGAUCAUAGCUGAAAACU
Messenger RNA from Mytilus californianus (California mussel), 2699 nucleotides. RefSeq names its product orexin receptor type 2-like. The transcript has 5 exons. NCBI's taxonomy places the organism in Eukaryota, Metazoa, Mollusca, Bivalvia, Mytilida, Mytilidae. Gene Ontology annotation, biological process: G protein-coupled receptor signaling pathway; feeding behavior. Gene Ontology annotation, cellular component: membrane. The record is from RefSeq and is a predicted model, not a curated record. Gene Ontology annotation, molecular function: orexin receptor activity. Bases 121 to 1386 code for a protein of 421 amino acids.